Gastrolobium bilobum is the source of this 357-nucleotide messenger RNA. RefSeq names its product metalloendoproteinase 1-like. NCBI's taxonomy places the organism in Eukaryota, Viridiplantae, Streptophyta, Magnoliopsida, Fabales, Fabaceae. The record is from RefSeq and is a predicted model, not a curated record. The transcript has 2 exons. Gene Ontology annotation, biological process: proteolysis; collagen catabolic process; extracellular matrix organization. Bases 1 to 357 code for a protein of 118 amino acids. Gene Ontology annotation, cellular component: extracellular matrix. Gene Ontology annotation, molecular function: metalloendopeptidase activity; zinc ion binding.
AUGGAUGUAGUGAGGCAAGCAUGCGAGAGUGCCUUCAAAAGCUGGUCACAAGUCACAGACUUCACGUUCAGCAAAACUGAGGGUGAAGAUGACACAUCUGACAUAGUGAUAUGGUUCAACGGCGGCAACCACGGCUAUGGCUAUCCCUUUGACGGGCCAAGGAUAAUGCUGGCUCACAUGUUUCCACUGGAAGAUGGGAGGCUGCAUUAUGAUACAGAUGAGGAGUGGACCACCAAUCCAAUAGGAGGGUUCCCCCUUGUGGAAGGAGGAGGUCCUCUCCCAGAAGGUGAAGGACACCAACAGCAUGGAUAUUUCACAGAGGUUGGUUCAGCACAUGCAUGCAAGAGAUGGGAGUGA